This is a messenger RNA of Lactuca saligna, 372 nucleotides long. The record is from the annotation of a GenBank genome assembly. Lineage: Eukaryota; Viridiplantae; Streptophyta; Magnoliopsida; Asterales; Asteraceae.
AUGGAAGAUCCACAGUGGAAAGCGGCAACAACACAAGCACUGACCCGUGAAUCUAGAAAAAGACAACGAGGUGUAUUCAGGCGGCUCACAACAUCUCUCCACCAAGGAGAGCGACAUGCUAACAUAACGAUGCAUCAACCAAAGUAUGAAGCGAAGAUCGCAAAGCAAAAAAAGCACCUACUCAUAGAAUAUGAACCAAAAUCCCGUGGGAUGAAAGGAAUGGGUAUUAAAGCCAGGGACAGAGUGCCAAUCCUCCCACCAUGCAAACUUUUCUACAGGAGAAAACAACUAGGCACCCCCAACGCAUUAAACGACACACCAGGCAAUAACGUGAGACACAAAGUUGAUAGACGAGCCAAACAACGCGUAUGA